Molecule: messenger RNA, 1042 nt
Organism: Prunus avium (sweet cherry)
Lineage: Eukaryota; Viridiplantae; Streptophyta; Magnoliopsida; Rosales; Rosaceae
Product: tubulin alpha-6 chain
Source: RefSeq, a predicted model, not a curated record
AAAAAAAUAGUGAAUAAUGUCAGUCUCUCUCUCUGACCUCAAGUUUCAGCCACAAGAAGCAGCCCACGCAAUCUCCCGCGCAAGUUAGCCACCACCAACUCUCGGCCACUAAAAUACACCCGCACCCCUUGUCACCACUUGCUUCUUCUUCACCUCUACUCUAGAACAAAGCUUUCGCUCUCAAAAAAAUCAGUUCUUUAUUUUUUUGGUUUAGCUAUCGGCAACGAAAUGAAAUUACUUUCUCAUUGAGAUGGCUUCUCUUCAAAUGUUGAAGUCCUCUCUCUCUCCUAUGCCCGUUUCCCAGUCAAAUUUUCCGGGAAAAUCCAGCUGGGUUUUCUCGGGAAUCCAGUCCAGGAAAAGUUUUAUCAGGUUGUCAAGUUAUAGGGGGUCUGGAUAUUACUUGAGAAGGAGAUUAAGGGUCUGCUGCAAAGCUCAAGAAGGCGACAACAAAAGCAAUGGUGAAGAACCUCCGGAGUCACUGUUUAUGAAGGAAUUAAGGAGGAGGGGUAUGACUCCCACUUCUUUGCUUGAGGAAAAAGAGAGGAUUGAGUAUGGAGCCAAUGAUGAGAUGGGAAAAGAAGAUAGAGGUUUUUCAACUAGAAAUGCGGUCUCAACCGAAAUUGAGAAAAGCCUAGCUAAUCAAAGGGAGCGCUCCAUGCAGUUGAACAGUGAAGGCCUUGAGGGGCUAAUCCCUCGGGCCAGACUCUUGCUGACAAUUGGAGGGACAUUCUUCUUGGGGUUUUGGCCAUUAAUACUUAUAACUGUAGCACUCUUCUCUGCUCUCUACUUGUACUUUGGAUCAACUUUUAUCCACGACGGAAGCAGUUCGCCAAUAUCAUCACCCCAAUACAUUGAUCCAUAUGAACUUCUGGAAGACGAAAGGAUUUCUCAAAUAGCACCUCGUGUAAAUUGAAGCACAAAGUCUUUCACAUAACUUAGAAUCCAAAUACAGGUUUCUGUCAACUAUUAUAUUGGCUCUUGUUUAUUCUUUCUCUGUAUAAAUCUCAAACUUAUCAAUAACUUUCUCUUCUGUUUAUUGCGA